AUGUUCAACUCUGAUGCAAGGAAAUUGAUUCAAGACAUCAACAUUAUCCAGACUGAGAGUAGCCUCCUGGGUAAACCAUUUGCUGAUGACACCUUAUUCCCAGCCCUCCAGAAGUGUAUGAUCUGCCACCCAGUAUACAAGGAAACUGUGGAAACCAUACAUCAACUCAGCUUCAAUGCACUUGCCACCACAUUAACCACCUGGCAGUUGGCACUCAAGAAUAUUCCUGCCCAGAAGAUCAACCCUCAACAGGCUAGCACCAGAGUCACAGGCAACAAGGACAAGAGUGAAUCAACUGAAGAAGCUGAUGGUAGCAACAGCAAUACAAAUGCAAGAGUUGCAAGCAGACCCUGGAAGAUUAGAUGCUGGGAAAUCUGGUGCUCACUCACUCCAAGUUUGAAAAGGCUCUCAGGAUUAAAGGAACCAAGCCAUUGGAUCCUAGACUCUGGAGCCAGCUAUCUUAUGAUCAACAAUUGUAGCAUGCUCAUACAACCCAAGACAUGCCAAAAGCAUAUAUUUACUGCUGGAAGCGAAGUCUUGGAAGCAACUGCUAUAGGAGGAAUUAGCAUAUCAACAGAGUAUGGAGACCUAUCUCUCCAGAAUGUAUUAUAUGUUAAAGACCUCAAUGUUAAUCUCUUAUCAACCAACUUGUUAACAGAUGAAGGAGCACAAGUGAUAUUAGACCCUACAGGUGGGCAGAUACACAUGGCAAAUGGCAUGGUGUUCAAAAUAAGUAAGGAUCACAAGCAUGGACUAUUAGAGUUCAGAGGCAACACAUGGCAGGAAAGCACAAUGACUAUGUCAACACAACCAGUCAAAGGUGUUAAUGAAGAGUUUGAGCUGAACAAUAAGGAAUUUAAGGUUUCAAUGCAACAAUUGUGGCACAAAUGCCUUGGACACCCAGGUCAGGACAAGGUGAACAUGAUCAUCAAAAAGCUAGGAGGAGAAAUCACAGCAGACUUGGAUCCAAACAUAGCCCUCACUUGUGAGCAGUGUCAACAAUCCAAAAGCACAGCAACCUGA
Messenger RNA from Ustilago hordei, 1023 nucleotides. RefSeq lists its product as uncharacterized. The coding region runs from base 1 to 1023 and encodes 340 amino acids. The record is from RefSeq and is a predicted model, not a curated record. The transcript has 2 exons. Lineage: Eukaryota; Fungi; Basidiomycota; Ustilaginomycetes; Ustilaginales; Ustilaginaceae.